UUUCGUCUAGGUUAUGGCGCCUAUCUGGCGCUUACCAGUAGCUUUGAUCGCGCUCGCGCUCUUCGCCAGGAUCAGGUGCGAGGAGACAAAGAUAGAUUUCUCAGAUGCGCCAGACGCUGUCGCAUGGGCCGUUCAGAUCUCCGAUCUCCAUGUGAGUGUUUUUCAUCCAAAUCGAGCGGAAGAUCUCGAGAUUCUGGCCUCGCGGCUUCUGGCGCUCGUCCGGCCUGCUCUGGUGCUCGUCACCGGCGAUCUCACUGAUGCCAAGAACAGAGACCUCUCUGUGACAAGGCAAGAUGAAGCCGAGUGGAUGCAGUACCAGAAAACCAUGAAGCACGUAUCGAAAGAGAGCCGAUUGCCACAAAGUGUGUUCUUCGAUCUUCGUGGCAACCAUGACAGGUUUGGUGUUCCCAAUCGCGAACUGGACUUCUUUUCUCGGUACAGUAUCAGUGCAGAUAUGAAUCGUGUAGAUCCUGUUCAAGCGGCAACUGUCACGGUUCCUGGUGGCUGGAAGUACUUGUUUCUUGGCUUUGAUGAUACCAUGGCCAUCGGGCUUCGCGGGCCAACAAAUCUGUUUGGCCAUCCGACAGACUCCAUGCUUGGGAAAAUGGUGUCCCUGCUCGAAGGCUUUGAAAAGAAGCAUGCACCCAGUUCUUCCGCCAAGGUAGCGUUUGGACACUUUCCAAUGUCUUUCACGGCCUCUUCAGAAUCAGGGAGACGACCCGAAGAGAUUCUCGCGAGGCAUGGCAUCUCGGCAUACUUGUGUGGCCACCUCCACACCAAGUUCGGAAAGCAGCUAUAUCGGCUUCACUCGUACCCGGGCAGUGGCACCUUUAGCAGAAAGAACGAGUUUUGGGAGUGGGAAAUCGGGGACUGGAGAGGCAGCAGGACCGUGCGAGUGCUUUCACUUGAUCACGGCCACACUUCGUUCGUGGAUAUCAGGUUGGACGGGACGAUGAACUUCACGACGAUAGUCUUACCGACAUAUCCUUUGGAUUCGCGGUUUAUGAAGAGGCAUCCAGCUUACACUGGAGAUGAUGAAGACCACGGUGAUCGCAUUCGAGCACUUGUGUUCUCCGAGGUGCCGAUAACAUCUGCGGUGGCAAAAGUAUACGACAGCAAGUCGGGCUCUCUCCGUCUGGUCGACGAACUUGAUAUGCAACUCACUUGGGGUCCUAACAACAAAGCAGUUUUCUAUGAGACAAGAUGGAGGAGAAACAGGUACUCGGAUCCGUCGGCCCUGCGGUACUGGCUAGAAGUUUUGGUGACUGAUUCUUCAGGCAGGAAGACUGCGAGCGAGCUUAGGCCGUUUUCGGUAGACGGCAAAGUCGCAGAACUUAAGUGGGGAUUCUCGGAGUUUCUCGUGAUGGGAGUACAGUGGGCCGAUGCUUAUCUGCUUCUUUUUUGGCUUAGCAUUGGACUGCUGGCCGCAGUACUUUUACUGCCAAGGCUUGCGUACGUUCGUCUCAAGCAGAAGAAGGCGUAUAAGAGCUUCGUUUCUUCGGUGCUGGCCUGGAACACGAAGAGCGGAGGUUCGUAUUUGGAGUAUGCGCUGAAGAGUGUUGGAUGGAUUUUCAUGGAAGGGUCUCGGAAUGACGGACUAUGGUGGGGACAACUCGCGUUAGUUACUUGGCUAGUUUUUCUUCCAUGGUUUUGGGGGUAUCCAUUUGGAGAUGGCCAUGCAGCAGGAUAUCUAAGCCGCACAGGUUGGCACAUUCAGGAACUUGGAAAGUCUGGCUUAGCUUCCCCGGACGUCUUGGUCAUCGUUUUGCCGUUUCUUUACAUGGUCGUCUUGCCACUAAGCGUGGUGAUCGCCGGUUUGUCAGCCGAGAGAGCAGCCUGCGAAGCCCAUCAAGCAAAGCAUUGUGGAAAAACGAGCAAGAGCGAAGGAAGUAAGAUGUCACGGAAGAAGCUGAACGAAAAGUCCGACUCUGGCCUGCUUCAGCUUCUGGAAAACGAGGCCAAAGUCGAGAAGAAGCGCUGCGUGGUGUGCUCGAGAUGGAGGAGGAAAGCGCUUCUUGCAGUCUGUUUACUCAUCGGCUGGCUUCAUUGGCGGCAAUGCUACUGGGUCGCGGUUGCUUUCGACUGGAAAUGGGGAUGGGCUUCUCCCGGCUUCGUGUGGUCCGUUCCCGUGCUCAUGAUCUCCACGAUCUUCACAACCUGCGGGAUUCGCAAAAACUCAAGGCAAGUAUACGAACAUAUUUGAGAGUAGUGUGUAGGGAGCACUGUCGUUUCCUUCCAGCGAAACAACUCUUUCAGCAGCCUCCAGAGCCCGUGUAAACUCUCCGUGAAUGGCACACGCACAGAGAAGGCUCAUCCAAGCCACAGCGUCCUCGUGAAACGGCAUAGCUUCUAUCAAGUCUUGAGCUCGAUCGAGCUCUCCAGCUCGUCCAAGGCUGUCUACAAUGCAACCAUAGUGCUCGGCGCUUGGAGAAAUCCCAUACUCUCUUCUCA
This is a messenger RNA of Selaginella moellendorffii, 2451 nucleotides long. RefSeq names its product putative metallophosphoesterase At3g03305. The record is from RefSeq and is a predicted model, not a curated record. Gene Ontology annotation, molecular function: hydrolase activity. Lineage: Eukaryota; Viridiplantae; Streptophyta; Lycopodiopsida; Selaginellales; Selaginellaceae. The coding region runs from base 14 to 2203 and encodes 729 amino acids. The transcript has 4 exons.